Molecule: messenger RNA, 438 nt
Organism: Suillus subalutaceus
Lineage: Eukaryota; Fungi; Basidiomycota; Agaricomycetes; Boletales; Suillaceae
Exons: 1
Source: RefSeq, a predicted model, not a curated record
UGGGCUGAAUCAUGGAACCAUCACAGAAUUUCAAUUCGUGAUGAGCGCCAGCGCAGUCCACGCGACAUGUUCUUCUUUGGCAUGCUUCAAAAUGGUGUGCGUGGGGUGGAUGCUAUAUUCAUCCCGGGAGAUGAUGAAGUGGGUGACUUCCAAGAGUAUGGAAUAGACUGGGAAGCAUUUGAUGAAGAUCAUGUUCGUCAACACCAUAAUACAGCAAAUGGUGUGGAUGAAACAGCAGACAACGCAUUUGUCGUUCAUCCCCCACAGCAGCUAUCAGAUGUACAGGUACCAGAAGCGAACCGUCCACUGACAGAUGCACAGAUACAUGAUCUAGAUAACCAGCUUACCCUUCUACCUCAUUACUCAUCUUACUCCAUGGACAGCUGUAGGUUACUGUGGAUUGAUGCACUUCAAAUAUGCUGUAACAUGUUUCAUUAA